This is a messenger RNA of Priapulus caudatus, 2013 nucleotides long. RefSeq names its product formin-like protein 16. Gene Ontology annotation, cellular component: cytoplasm; cytoskeleton. Gene Ontology annotation, biological process: cortical actin cytoskeleton organization; actin filament network formation. The record is from RefSeq and is a predicted model, not a curated record. Bases 1 to 2013 code for a protein of 670 amino acids. Gene Ontology annotation, molecular function: actin filament binding. NCBI's taxonomy places the organism in Eukaryota, Metazoa, Priapulida, Priapulimorpha, Priapulimorphida, Priapulidae. The transcript is spliced from 11 exons.
AUGACGUCGAUGAAUCGUGACGUCGUCAGCAACUACGAGGCGAAGAUCAACGACUUGAUGGCGAAGAUGAACGAAUUAAAGUGCAUAGCUGAGAUCCUGGAGAGAUCGGCGCAGUUCAAAGAGCUUGGCAAUGGCAACGGCGCUCAGAUGGUUAUGUGUGAGGAUAACUCAUACUCGGCGCGAACGCAAGGUUCCACAUCUGAUACAUUUUGGCACUCGGCAAAAGAACUACCUUUUGACAUUGCCGAAUUCGAAAGCUUGCAGACGCUUUACGAGAUACGAGCGACUGAAGAUGAAAUUGACCGAAUAAAGGAGCAAGUCAUGGGAGGCCAGUACUCUGGAAGGAUUCCUUUGGGGCAGUCAGAACAGUUUUUGUACGAGCUCCAUCAGAUAUGCCACUUUCCCGACAGAAUGGAAUGUUGGCUCUACACAAGAAAGUUCAUGGAUACCAUGUUUGCCAUAGACGACAAGCUAAAUGGUAUAAGGCGAGCUUGCGAGGAAUUGCGAGACUGUGAUGCGCUGCAUACUAUACUGCGGCUGGUGCUAAGUUUCGGCAACUAUAUGAACGGGUCGACGCAGCGCGGACAGGCAGACGGGUUUCAGCUCGACAUCCUAAAAAAGCUCAAAGGAGUCAAGUGUACAUUUACGGAUGAUCGAGAUCUAAACCUCCUGCAAUAUACGAUAAGAGUGUACACCAAGAUGUACGACAAGUCGAAUAGUGACGCCCUCUUUCCGAAGAUACCGGAUCCCAAGCUGAUGAAAAUAUAUUCAGAGAUAUCUUUGCACGAUAUUCACGGAGAGAUCACCGUGUUACGCACGGGGCUGUACUGCACGCAUAAGCAAGUAUAUAAGGUGUGCGCCGAGAGCGAGCCCCACCUUAUGCAGCCGUUCAAGGACAAGAUGGAACUGUUCCUCGAAAUAGCUGAAGACACGGCAAACUUCAUCCAACACAAACUCGAAGUGACGACGGCUAUUUUCAAGAACACUGCCGCGUACAUGAUGUUCAAAGUCAACGGCGAGGAUGUGAUGCCACACGAUUUCUUCGGUACCUGGGCAAGCUUCUGUGAAGACUGCAUACACUACUGGAAACAGGAGAGAAGAGAGCAGGCGCGAGAAGCUUUCGAGCGAAGCCACGUAAUGAGAAAGAAGCGGAAAGGAAUUCUACGAUCUAAACCUUGCGCCAUCGACGACUACGGCGGCUUCCCGUACAACGAACCGCGGUCGGACUCGCCGAACCUCGCCGACGCAGACGACGUCUCUGCCGACGACGCGAGACCGCUCGGCACGUGGACGCCGACGCCGCAUCGGCCGCCGGCCGAGAGAGACGUCGGCCACCACACGCUGCCGACGUACAAGCCGAAGAAGCCGCCUCGGCUAGCGAUACGCGAAUACGAGAACGACGAGUUCGUGCGAGCCGAGACGCAGUACGACAAAGUGCAAUACCACCGCGGCGCGGCGGCGGCGGUGGACGAUGACGAUGGCACUAACGGAUACGGUCGGCACGACGCCGUACCGGACGUGACGUACCACGCGAGCAGGCGCUACGCGGAUCCGGCCGAGGCUCCGCCGCGGAGGUACCAGGCGACGGAUGAGGUCAUCUACGAAGAGCCGGGAAUCGUCCGCCAGCCGGAGUCACAGGUCGUCGACCAUUACUAUUCGACCCCUGUGCACGUGCUCGGCGACGCGAGCCCGCUGAGAAAGAGCGAGGACAAUACGAGCGACUACUACAGCCUAGAGAAGUCGAAGCCUUAUCCCGUCGUGACGAGAGAUAGCUUUAUACAGGCCAGCCCCAGCUCGCACGAGAGCAGCAUGAGCGAUACAAGCACGACAGACAGAGAGCAGUACAACACCAUCGCGCGGACGCCGCACGAUGGCAGGCGCAACGGCGAACAACAACAACAACAACAACAACAACAACAACAACAACAACAACAACAACAGCUACUACUACACUUGCCUCAAUAUUACGCCUCAUCGUCGGGGAAACUACACGAUGCCUUAUCAAAAGGAUAA